CUGCCGCACCCUGAGGGUUUUAGCCGCAGCCCCAGCGAUGCAGCCCCGUAUGCUUCGCACCCCUCCCAGUUCAUCCCAGUUGCUCUCAGGACCGGGAAGGCGGCGGCGGGCAGGGUGUCGGGGCAGCUGCCGGGGGCAACGGGGCUGCGAAGGGGUGGCGGGUGUUCACUGGGGGGCGUUCGUGGCGUGCAGGGCUGGAGGUCUCCGGGCUGCCCGGCACCGGAGCUGCUCCUCCAGAGGCCCCGGUGCUGAAGCCGCCCUCCCCGGUGCUGAAGCCGCCGCUGUCGCCCCCGUCGGCGGGGAGCGGCUCUCCCCGGUGGCUUCCCGGUGGCGGCGGGGGCGGCCCCGCCGGUGGCCCCGGUGCCGGCGGUGGGAGGUGUGGCCAUGGGCCGCAUAAAGCCGCCGCCGCCCCGAUCCCGCCGCCAGCCCAGCGCCGCCAGCAGCGGGCCGGAGCGCGGGCGCGGAGCGGGGCCGCCAUGCGCGGGGCCGCCGGGCGCGCUCUGCCGCUGCUGCUGCUGCUGGCGGCGGCGGCGGCGGGGCCGGUGGGCGGCGAGGAGGCGAUCCAGUGCCCGCCGUGCUCGGAGGAGCGGCUGGCGCGGUGCAAAGCCCCGCAGGGCUGUGCGGAACUGGUGCGGGAACCCGGCUGCGGCUGCUGCGCAACCUGCGCGCUCGGCCGCGGAACCGCUUGCGGCGUCUACACCGCCCGCUGCGGCGCCGGGUUGCGCUGCUACCCCCCGCGGGGGGUGCCCCGGCCCCUGCACACCCUCAUGCACGGCCAGGGCAUCUGCACGGACCUGGCCGACGUCGAGGCCAUCCAGGAGAGUCUCCAUCCCCCAGAGAAGGAGGAGAUUGACCACCCCAACAACAGCUUCAGCCCCUGCAGCAUCCACGACCGCAAGUGCCUGCAGAAGCAUCAGGCCAAGCGGGUCAACAACGGCAACAAGAUGCGCAACAGCGGGAGCCCGUACCACCGCGAGGAGACGCGGCCCAUAGCACAAGGCUCGUGCCAGAGUGAGCUGCACCGGGCGCUGGAGCGGCUGGCGGCCUCGCAGACCCGCACGCACGAGGACCUGUACGUCAUCCCCAUCCCCAACUGCGACCGCAACGGCAACUUCCACCCCAAGCAGUGUCACCCGGCGCUGGACGGGCAGCGGGGCAAAUGCUGGUGCGUGGACCGCAAGACGGGGGUGAAGCUGCCGGGCUUCCUGGAGCUGAAAGGGGACUUGGACUGUCACCAGCUGGCAGACAGCAUGUGAGCGCCACCGCGAUGGCCCCGUGCCGUGCCGCGGCCAGGACACCCACCGGGGCUGCGUAGGAGAGCAAGAGAGGGGACGUGACCGCCGAGCAGCCCCCCGGUGCCGGGGGACCCUGGAUCGCCGCUGUGCUCUGCGCCAUGGGCUGCCCACGGCACGGGGCACAGCACCGCGACCUGCGCCAUGACCACUAGCCGCCACCGCCGAGGGGUCCCCGGCAUGUGCCAGUGGCACCUCCAUCCCGCACGGACACUCGCGUGGACAGAUGCUGCCCGGGGGGAGAGGGAGGCGAGCACCCCCACGCUGCCGCGGCAGCACCCCGUCCGCAGUGCCUUGCCGUCCGCACCGCGUCUCUGUGUGUGGCAGCAGGAGAAGUGCCUCAUCCUGCCCUUUGGGACGGCGGGAGGCUGCCCAGGCGAGGAAUGGGGGAGCCUGUGCAACUGGGGAGUGGGGGCAGAGACCUCCCUCCUCGCCACCGCCUGCCUGGGACCCUCCUUGGCUCUAUCUUGCCUGAAUCGUGUCCGUGCGAUGGGCAUUGUGGCCGCACUGAGCAAUACGAGACCUUCCCUGUCCCCACUGCAGCCCCCAGCCCUGGGACCCCCUGCCCCCCAGCCCAGCGUUUUCCUCCCAUCCGUCCCGUCCCACCUGUCCCAUCCCGACGGGGGGUCGAGUACCCCCAGGUGAGUCCCCAUGGGCGCUGGGUCCAAGGGGAGGGCUGGGGGACAAAGGACACCCAGGAAACACCUCCCAGCAGGAAGGGCUUGUUUGGUGUUUUUUUUGCUUCCUCAAACAUUUUUAAUAUUUAAGAAAUGUUGUUGUUGGGAUGUUAAAACUGGCCGGGGGGCCCCUCGAGGCUGAAAUCCUCCAUCUCUGCAGAACGAGGCACCACCGGCCGUGGUUUCUGUGUUCGCUUCUUCCAACUUGGCCAACGUGACAAAACCGGGAUGAAUUUCUGGAACGUCCCCAGUGACGGGAUCUGCAGAUUUCGCCAGCACAAAGUUCUCAGCUGAGAAAUUGUGACUAUUUUUGUCGCUUUUUUCUUUCUUUUUAAGCUAGGCUGGUAGUUUUUCACCUAAAUGUCUCUCAGGUGAGAAAUGGCCGUGCUGGCUGCCAUGGCACGUGUGCCAAAGACAGAGGGGGUUUUAUCAGCCCUCCCCUUCCCACCCCCCCAGCUCCGUGGCUGCAGUGGGAGGUUUGGGUUUCCUGUGUGGUUUUGCCCUGGCCAUGGUGGUGGCUGCCAAGGCCCCUGAUGGGAACAAAAUGUUUCAGUUUUAGUGAAACACCCUUUUGCCCCCCGGUCCCUGGUUUCAGCAGGGAUGUCCCUGCCCCUGCCAGAGCCCCCGGGUGCCACCGCACAAAGGAUGGGUUUCCUGGGGCGCAGGGAGGUGACACUGGGGACCGCGUCUGGUCACAGUGCCGGUCCCAUGUGGCUGUGCUGGUGGGAUGCAGGACGCUGUGGCAACACCAUGGCGGGAUGCAGGAUGCCAUGGCAACAGCGUGAUGGGAUGCAGGAUGCCAUGGCAACAGCGUGAUGGGAUGCAGGAUGCCGCAGCAGCGCCACGAUGGGGGGCCGGGUACCACGGUGGGGUGCAUGAUGGCUCAGAGGGCUCCAGUGUUUUAUAUCGUCUCUCCUGUAGUUUAAGGCUGUAUUUACACAUGAUCAUAUACCAGCGUAAGGCUCCCCAACCCCAGCGGUGUUUUCCACGCCGAUGUGAUUUCUGUCAGUUCCUCCUGGGCCAAGCCCGUCCCUUCGGAUUCCCAUGUAGCACCGACCCUCUUUUACAGUAAACUUGAACCUUUGUAUCUUCAAAAAGAAAAAAAAAGAAAGGUAAUUACUGUAUUUAACUUUU
This is a messenger RNA of Columba livia (rock pigeon), 3103 nucleotides long. RefSeq names its product insulin like growth factor binding protein 4 (gene IGFBP4). The transcript is spliced from 4 exons. Gene Ontology annotation, cellular component: extracellular region. The record is from RefSeq and is a predicted model, not a curated record. The coding region runs from base 477 to 1256 and encodes 259 amino acids. NCBI's taxonomy places the organism in Eukaryota, Metazoa, Chordata, Aves, Columbiformes, Columbidae. Gene Ontology annotation, biological process: regulation of insulin-like growth factor receptor signaling pathway. Gene Ontology annotation, molecular function: insulin-like growth factor II binding; insulin-like growth factor I binding.